Musa acuminata AAA Group (dessert banana) is the source of this 1124-nucleotide messenger RNA. RefSeq names its product serine/arginine-rich splicing factor SC35-like. Bases 100 to 843 code for a protein of 247 amino acids. The record is from RefSeq and is a predicted model, not a curated record. The transcript is spliced from 8 exons. NCBI's taxonomy places the organism in Eukaryota, Viridiplantae, Streptophyta, Magnoliopsida, Zingiberales, Musaceae. Gene Ontology annotation, molecular function: RNA binding.
CAUUGGCAAUUCGAUCCUUCGUCCAACUUCGAGAGACGCCUUCGCUUCUCCUUGGGAACCCUAACCCUAGACUCCAACCCCUUCUUGUCGUCGUUGGCCAUGUCGCACUUCGGGAGAUCGGGGCCGCCGGACAUCAAGGACACCUACUCCCUUCUCGUCCUCAACAUCAGCUUCCGAACCACGGCGGAUGAUCUCUUCCCACUCUUUGAUCGGUAUGGUAAAGUGGUUGACGUUUUCAUUCCAAGGGAUCGGAGGAGUGGAGAAUCGCGGGGGUUUGCUUUUGUGAGGUAUAAGUAUGCAGAUGAGGCACAGAAGGCUGUUGAAAGGCUCGAUGGCAAGAAUGUGGAUGGGCGGAAUAUUAUGGUUCAGUUUGCAAAAUAUGGACCGAACGCUGAACGAAUUCAUAAAGGAAGAAUUGUUGAGGCAAUUCCAAAGACGAGGGGCAGGUCAAGAAGCCGUAGCCCUCGACCCAGGUACAGAGACAGUAACCGAGAGAGGGAUUAUAGGAGGCGAAGUCGUAGUAGAAGCAGAGGUAGGUACGAGAGUGACAGGUACAAUGAUCGAGAAAGGGAUUAUCGCCGCCGCAGCCGCAGUGCAAGCCCUGAUUACUCUAGAGGCCGUGGUAGAGAUGAUCGAAGGAGUCGAAGUGUCUCGUAUGACAGUGCCUCACCUGCUAGGCAUAGUCCUAGUCCUGAAAGGAGCCUGACGCCCCGCCGAACACCUCCUUCAAGUCCUGAGAAAGGUAGCCAUGGUGAACGUUCCCCACCUUCAAAAAGUGCAUCACCCCUGGCUCGCCGUACUGGUUCCCGGAGUCCAUCUUCUCGCAGCUUAAAUGAGGAUUAACAUGCUGCUUAUGCAUUGGAGGAUGUGUAUUACCGUUGCUAUCUAACUUUGGAUUCGGUGGACUCCUGUUAAGGUUGAAUAUGUGUGCUUUACUAGACUUAAUCUUAGCUUUUAAAUGGCUAGUUAUUGGUAUUAAACUAGUUUCUGAGACUUGCAGCUUUAGUUCUGGAGUGUUUUGUUUGUUAUGGAACAUGAUACUCUGUUUUCUUCCCUUUUCUUCUGGACCUAUAUCCUUUUGAUAAUCUUGCAACUUAUGAUAGACCGCAUUGUGCAUUUUUCUA